This is a messenger RNA of Nicotiana tabacum (common tobacco), 1131 nucleotides long. The record is from RefSeq and is a predicted model, not a curated record. Lineage: Eukaryota; Viridiplantae; Streptophyta; Magnoliopsida; Solanales; Solanaceae.
AUGGCAACACUAAAUUACUUCCACCAACACUGUUACAUAGAGAGAUCAUGCAAUGCCUCUUUCAUUGCCUUGAUACCUAAGAAGAAGGGAUCUAUUGAGCUUAUGGAAUACAUACCAAUAAGCCUUAUUGGUAGUGUUUAUAAGAUUGUGGCCAAGGUGUUAGCAGAGAGAUUGAAAAAGGUUAUUGGGAAGCUGGUUUCUUCUCAUCAAAAUGCUUUCAUUAAACACAGACAUAUUACUGAUGCAGCUCUCAUAGCUAAUAAAGGUCGUGAUGGUUUCUUUUCACCUCAGAAAGGAAUUAGGCAAGGGGAUCCUCUUUUUCCCUUCUUAUUCAUACUGGCCAUGGAGGGUUUAAGUAAAAUGAUGGAAAAAGACAGACAGAUGCAAUGGAUUCAAGGAUUCAGUGUAGGCACAAACACUGAAAACUCAGUCACUAUCUCCCAUUUAUUAUAUGCUCAUGACACACUGAUCUUCUGUGAGGCAAAUAUAUUCCAAAUCCUGUACCUGAAUCUUACACUCCAGCUAUUUGAAGCAUUAUCAGGACUUUACAUCAACAAGCAGAAAAGUAUUAUAUAUCCAGUUAAUCAUGUGAGCAACAUUGAGGAGUUGGCAGGGAUCAUCGGUUGCAGCAUAGGGUCAUUGCCUACUACCUAUUUGGGUCUUCCAUUGGGAUCUAAAUUCAAAAGCUAUGAUAUCUGGAAUGGUGUAGUGGAGAACUUUGAGAAAAGACUGACUUCAUGGCAACAACAAUACCUUUCUAUGGGAGGAAGACUCACUCUCAUCAGUAGUGUGCUUGACAAUAUACCCACUUAUUUUAUGUCAUUGUUUUCCAUCCCUAAAAAGGUACUUAAAUGGCUGGACAAGAUCAAGAGGGACUUUCUAUGGGAAGGAAACAACAGCUCUCACAAGUAUCACUUGAUUAAAUGGGAUAAGGUCUUGCAACCUAAAUGCAAAGGUGGACUGGGGGUCAGAUAUCUAGACAAGCACAAUAAAGGUUUGCUAAUGAAAUGGCUAUGGAGAAAUGGCACAUGUAAACCAAGUCUAUGGAAAGAGGUGAUCAAUGCAAAACAUGGGAUUAAAGACAAUUGGAGCACCAAAAUUGUCGGUGCAUCCCAUGGAGUAGGGCCCUAG